Molecule: messenger RNA, 594 nt
Organism: Encephalitozoon hellem ATCC 50504
Lineage: Eukaryota; Fungi; Microsporidia; Unikaryonidae
Exons: 1
Coding region: 1-594 (197 amino acids)
Source: RefSeq, a predicted model, not a curated record
AUGAACUCCGAAAGCAGUGUCACUGCGCUGGCAAGUAUACAGAGUAAAUACAAGUUUAGAGCGAAAACUCUUGAAUACUCCACGUCUUUUUAUCCUGAUAGAUUUACGAUUCUUUAUAAGGAUAGAAAAGCAGGAGAAAUCCUGUACGAAAAUAUCUUAAGAGUUGAGAAAAAUAGAGAAGGCCUGAGGUUUGGGCUGAAAAACGGAUCAUGGAUGAAGAUACCAUGCACGCCGGAGGAGAAAAAGAAAAUAUUCCGUAUAUUCAAAGCCAAAAGACUUGGAGGCAUUUUGAGUGAAAACGAUAUAGUAGGGUUGGCACUUGUAGAAUUUGCGGAUUUGAAGUUUCUGGUUCCCCUUGGAAACGCCUGCUUUGCAGACUUCAAGAAGAACGUGAUCAGAAGGAUUGGAGGUCAUUUUCUUCCAUCUCAGAGUCUGGACUUUGUGAGCCUGGACCAUUAUAAUGAGUUUUCUCUCUACAUAAAGGACAAGGACUCUCUUGUGGCAUUUGAAAAUGAUGACGACUUAUUAUGUAGUCUUUUGUAUUUUGAGAAGAAGCUCAAUGUAGUAGUCAAGCAUGCACCCAAGGUGCCUUGA